AUUGCAUGUUUUAUGGAAUCAAAAAUAGCUAGAAAUGGAUUUACAGGUUGCCGACAAGGUACACAUGCCAACAUAGUAACAUACGAAGCAAAAAAUUUAAGGAGAGAUGAGAGAGAGAGGAAGAGAGAGAGAGCGAGCAAGCGGAUAUCGUUCACGGGCUGGACGGUCAUCACAGGGUAAUGAGAAAGAGAGACAUCGAGGAAGAAGUCAGCAACGGAAGAUCUCAUCAGGUGGUAAGAGGCGAACGACGAUUGACUAUGUGCAGGAUAAGAAGUCUCAGUUUGGUGGAGCCUAUAACAAAGGCCUGUAUAACCAAGCUACACCAUUCUUCUUCACAAACUUCCCCGAAGAAUGGAGCUAUGCAGAAAUGUGGAGGACUUUCUCACAAUUUGGAAGGGUUUAUGCUGUAUAUAGUCCGAGAAGGAGGAACAGGAACGGUAAUAGAUUUGGCUUUGUGCGUUUUCUGGAUGUCAAAGACAAAAAGGAGCUGGAAAGGAAACUCGAUCAGAUCUGGGUUGGGGACCGUAAACUGUGGGUGAACAUUCCACGUUUUGAUGCUUUGCAAAAAAAGGAGAUGGAGCGGAGAAAUCCCCAAGGAGAGGACUUGAGAAUUCCCUUAAAUACUUGCCCAAACAUACAAGGAAGAAGCUUCGCUGAUGUGGUAAAAGGGUCACGAGGCAUAGAUAGUAGAAUGGUUUGGCAAGAGAAAGGACCAGGGGAGAACUGGCAAGGCAUGGAGUAUAAGGUAAACGUUGAAGAUAGUACAUGGCUUGAGGGAACUUAUGUGGGGUCGGUCCACUCUGUUGAGAUGGUCAAGAAUCUACAGGAGAAAUUCUUCAUGGAGGGAUACUUCCAUUAUCGAAUCCGAGCUAUGGGGGGUAAUCUGGUGCUGCUGGAUUGUGAAGACAAAGAGGAGUUGAAGGACCUGGUGGAUAUGGCAUCGGAAUGGCUAGGACAAUGGUUCGAAGAGGAUGUAGAUGGAGAAUGGCAAUCUGUGGAUGAGCCCGGAGGUGCAGAGGGGGGAGAAGAAGAUGUGGUGAGAUGUACAGGGGAAACAAAUGGUAAAUUCCAGCUCCAAGACCCACAAGACGGUGACAGGACAGUUGAUGCAGUGCCUAACAAGGCGCGCAGCCGGAACCCAAAAGAGAAGGAAGACGAGGCUAAGAUCAUGCAGACCUGUAUAUCUGUAGGAAGCAUCGGUGUAGAGGAAGCAGUGCAAGAACAAGGGGCAGGGUCGUCGGAGCAAGCAGCCAACGGGGGGCAGAUUCUGCCAGAUUUUAUAGCCAGCCCAAACGGAGAAAUAGCAGGUGAAUCUAUAGGGCACAGUGGGAUUCAAAAUUGUAACAGAUCCAUAAAGAGGAAGAUGCAACGGAAGCUUGCGAAGGAGAUUUGGGAGCUAGCCAAGCACCUAGGAGCGACGGCUGAGUGUGAUGAAGAGGUGAUCUGCAAAUUGACGAAAUGGAGAAAAGAGAUAGCCAAGCCAAAGCUGACAUGGAGAAAAAGGAAGCAGGAGGAAGAGGUGAUAGAAGGGGAUCAUUUCAUUGGGGUGUUUGGGACAUGGGGGGAAGAGAGAGUUCCGGUUCAUACAUUAAACAUUUAUUCUCCAUGUGAUUUGCCUGGAAAGAGAGCCCUGUGGGUGGAGCUGCAGAAUCUGAUCUCAAAUAGGAAUGGCAACUGGUGUCUAGGGGGGGACUUCAACGCUGUCCGAAGCUCAGGGGAGCGGGCAGGGUGCAAUGGGAUGUCCAGAGAAAUGAAAGAUUUUGACAGUUUUAUCAUCGAAUCUGGGCUGGUUGAUUUGCCUAUGGUAGGGAGGAAGUACACCUGGUACAAUGCUAAUGGCCAACAUAUGAGCAGGAUUGAUAGAUUCCUGGUUUCAGAGGAGUGGCUUUUGAGAUGGUGCGAUGUGAAACAGUGGGGGUUGAAAAGAACAGUUUCAUAUCACUGUCCUAUUUUAUUGAAGAACGAGUGGGUGGACUGGGGCCCAAAGCCUUUCAAGUUUUUUGAUGCUUGGCUGCAGGAUCCUGGGUGCAAGGAGCUGAUUAGAAAAACAUGGAACUCUUCGGCAGUGGAGGGAUGGUAUGGAUUCAAACUCAAGGAGAAGCUAAAAAGUACAAAGAAAGCUUUAAAAGAAUGGAGCCGAAACGCAGCGUCAGAGGUGGAUAGGAAAAUAAUUGAAGCUGAGAGUGAGAUAGCUCAUCUGGAUGAAAGAGGAGAGAAUGUCCAACUGCUACCAACCGAAAUUGAAAAGAGGAGAAGUAGUUUUCUUGAACUGUGGAAGAACCUCAAAUUAAAAGAGAACAUGUGGCAGCAAAAAUCAAGAUUGAUGUGGUUAAAAGAAGGUGAUGCAAACACCAAGUUUUUUCAUAGGUGUGUGAAGGGAAGAUGGAGAAAAAACGAAAUCAACAGCAUCCAGAUUAAUGGUGAACAGCAUAAGGGCGUGGGUGAAAUUAAAGAAAAAAUGGCGAGUUAUUUCGAGCAGCUUUUCACAGAAGAUAGGUGGCAGAGACCCAAGCUAGAGGUGCUGGACAAAGUUAUCGGGGAGCAACAAAUGGCAUUUAUUGAAGGUAGACAGUUGGUUGAUGGUGUGGUUAUUGCUAAUGAAGUGAUUGAUGAGGCGAAGAGGAAAAAGAAGAGAAGCUUCCUUCUCAAGGUCGAUUUUGAAAAGGCAUACGAUAACGUGUGCUGGGACUUCUUAGACUAUAUGCUGAUGAGGAUGGGCUUCUACAAGACUUGGAGAAUGUGGAUACAUGAGUGUCUACAAUCUAGCAUGGUCUCAGUUUUGGUCAAUGGAAGCCCUUCUAGACAAUUCCCAGUAAGCAAGGGACUCCACCAAGGAGACCCGUUAUCCCCCUUCCUAUUCCUGAUAGUAGCAGAAGAUCUGAAUGGUUUAAUGUCUUCUAUAGUUGAAAAAGAGUUAUAUAAGGGUGUGACAGUUGGGUGCUUUAACUUGUCAUUGAUGGGUAAAUGGUGGGGGAGGCUAGCAGUUAAAGAGGAUGGAUUAUGGAGGAAAGUGAUUGAAAGCAAAUAUAGUGAGGGUGGGGGGCAGUGGAUGGACUGGGUUAGGAACGGUGCAGGGGCUUGUUCUUCUUGGUGGAGAGAUGUCAGAAGGAUUAAUACUGCAGAGGGGGAAAUUUCUGGAUGGUUAACAGAGAGCUUUAGACUGAAGGUAGGAGAAGGGAAGGAUGUAAGCUUUUGGUGGGAUGAGUGGUGUGGGGAGUUUUGUCUAGCUAACAAAUUCCCGAGAUUGUACCUCUUAUCUGCAGGAAAGGAGAAAGAAUGCUGCCAAAUGGGAACUAUGUGUAAUGGAUCGUGGAAAUGGAUUCUCACUUGGAGAAGGAAGUUGCUAGAAAGGGAAGAAGAGGCUGCAAAAGAACUCAGUACGUUAAUUGAGAGUGUGAAGAUAUCUCCUGGCCGACUUGAUGAAUGGGAGUGGAUGCACAGCAAGGAAUCCCGUUACUCAUCCAAAACAGCGUAUUCACUCUUGACAAAGGUGCCGAGGAGUCUAACUCAAGAAAAAGUAUUCAGGAGGGUAUGGAACCCCAACCUACCAAGCAAGAUCUCUGCUUUCAACUGGCAACUGCUGCUCAAUAGACUUCCAACCAAAUCAAACUUGCUGAAAAGAGGAUUGGGCGUAAUCAUGGGUGAUGGCAAUUGCAACCUGUGCCAAGAAGAGGAAGAAGAUGAAACCCAUUUGUUCCUGAAAUGCAAAAAUGUAAGAUGGAUAUGGAAGGAGUGUGCGAGGUUGUGGGGAAUCAACAUAGAGAUACAAGAGGACUGCUGGAAGACUUUCGAACAUCCUGGGGCGUGGACUAAAAACACGAGGGUCAGAAAAGGGUGGGAUUGUACAUGGAGUGCAAUAGUAUGGUCCAUAUGGUUGAUGCGCAAUCGAAGGAUUUUCCAAAACCAAGAGAUGGACUCGGGUAAGCUACUCGAUCUGGUUCAAAUUCGAUCGUUCUUAUGGUUUAAAGCAAAAAAUGCCUGGUGUUACUUUACUCAUUCGGAUUGGUUAAGCAAUCCUAUUGCAUGCCUCACUGUGAAUUGUGGUGGUAAAAGCUAGGGAGGAAUAAUCUGAAAGAUGGAAUUAACAUUUAGAGGCUGGGUUUUUGUGUUGUUCGUGAUAAUGCAAAGGAGGACUGAUUUUCGUUACGGGUAUAGUGUCGACACUUAAAGUGGGUGUCGACACCUUGCUAUUUCACUCGUAAUUGUGGGCUUCUCAAACAGUAUUGUUAUGGGUUUGGGGUACCCUUGUACUCCAUUUUUUAAUAAAUAUAUUUUUUGCUG
This is a messenger RNA of Rubroshorea leprosula, 4281 nucleotides long. The record is from the annotation of a GenBank genome assembly. NCBI's taxonomy places the organism in Eukaryota, Viridiplantae, Streptophyta, Magnoliopsida, Malvales, Dipterocarpaceae.